Molecule: messenger RNA, 676 nt
Organism: Punica granatum (pomegranate)
Lineage: Eukaryota; Viridiplantae; Streptophyta; Magnoliopsida; Myrtales; Lythraceae
Source: RefSeq, a predicted model, not a curated record
AUUUAUAGCAUGCAUUGCAUUGCAAUUGCGAUAGAAGAGAGGAGAGUAGGAGGAGGAGGGUAAGGGUUUUCUUUCCUUGAAGCGGCCAAAGAGAGCAGCGGACUAGACUACAGCGGCCAGCCGGGAGUCGAAGUCGUCGACUCGACAAGCAGGAAAUGGCUCCGAAGCAGCCGAAUACUGGAUUAUUUGUGGGGCUGAACAAAGGCCAUAUUGUGACCAAGAAGGAAGCGGCACCUCGCCCUAGGGACCGUAAAGGGAAGACUAGCAAGAGGGUUCAUUUCAUCAGGAGUUUGAUAAGGGAAGUUGCUGGGUUCGCCCCGUAUGAGAAGAGGAUCACUGAGCUUCUGAAGGUCGGGAAGGACAAGCGUGCCCUGAAGGUAGCUAAGAGAAAGUUGGGCACUCACAAGAGAGCCAAGAAGAAGAGAGAGGAGAUGUCUUCUGUUCUACGCAAGAUGAGGUCUGCUGGAGGUGCGGAGAAGAAGAAGUGAGCAGAUCAGAGUGUGGUGUUCAAUUGAGAAGGCUAGGUAGUGAGAUGAGGAAUAUGUUAUGUUGUCUUUGACUCCGUCUCGGAAAUACUCUCUUAACUUUUGAUAUGUACUGUUUCAUUUUCUGAUGGAGCAACAUUAUGUCCCUGCACGUCAAUAGAUCCUAGUCGCCCUCAACGAUUGAAUAAGCA